Messenger RNA from Helobdella robusta, 1436 nucleotides. RefSeq lists its product as hypothetical. The coding region runs from base 1 to 1272 and encodes 423 amino acids. The transcript is spliced from 6 exons. The record is from RefSeq and is a predicted model, not a curated record. Gene Ontology annotation, molecular function: cell adhesion molecule binding. Gene Ontology annotation, biological process: cell-cell adhesion. Gene Ontology annotation, cellular component: cell-cell junction. Lineage: Eukaryota; Metazoa; Annelida; Clitellata; Rhynchobdellida; Glossiphoniidae.
AUGCAUGAGAUGAGGUCAUCAGCCGUUGACAACCUGAACAUCAGCCUGGAUGCCGUGUCGCCAGUGCUCUUCAGCGUCUUCAACCAUCAGAUGUUCAUGUCCAAUGAUCUCGUUUAUAACCAUUAUGCUAAUCUAACAAAUACGCACAACAACCCCAUCGCCAACAAUCAAAAUGUUCUUUCCUCAAAAAUUACGCCACGCAUCUCGGCUUCAUCAGCAGCAGCAGCAGCAAAAUCUCCCACAACAUUGUCGUCGUCGUCGUCUUCCUCGUCUACGCACAUCAAGAACAUUCAACCCAUCACCCUCGUUGAGAACAUUCCUUCAACGGUCGUCUGCACGGCUUCCGGUGGCUACCCCCUUCCCGACAUCACCGUUCAAAUUGCCAAGGAAGAUAGGACGAAUGAAUUUCUAUUUCACCACAUUGUCGCUUUGAUAGGUUCAAAGUCCAUGAGGAAAGUUCAGAUCACGAGUUAUCGCUGGAAGGAAGGAUUCGUCGUUGGUAGGCAGGAUGCUGGCAAGCUCCUUACCUGUGUGGCUACUGUGCCUGGCCUCAAACCACUGGUCCUGUCGGUCGUCAUCAGAGUGCAUUAUCCCCCGAUCUUGACUUGCGAUACAACAUUUGCCUCCCUCGGUGACCGCAACGUGCACUUGAGAUGCAUCGUGCAUUCGAACCCGCCACCGUUCACGACACAAUGGAUCAUCGACAACAACAACACCAAGGUAUCAAGCGGUGACGUCAUCAAUCAACAUUGGACACUCAUGACUUCAAUGUUUUCUCAAUUACAUGUUGAAAAUGACAUGGAUAGAUUUCAUGUUGAACUAGUAACAAGUAAUUCGUCUUUGAAUGAUAUCGAACCGAACGAAACAACGGAAAUCAAGUUGCACAUAGUGGAGGUCAGACAGGAAAAUUUUCGGACCUACGAAAUCAUGGUGACCAAUGAAGUGGGCACGCGUCAUCAUCACGUGACUCUCGUUCAAAAGGUGGUGACGUCAAACAAGGAGACGAUGGACGGAGACCGGUUGAAGACCAGAUUCCUUCUGAAGGAUCAAGCUCACGCAGACAGCCACAACAACCACACCUACCACAACCACAACAACCUUCAAACAUCUCACAGCGAUCACGUACUCACGCGAACGAAGAACAUACGAACGUCGCCAUUUUCAAAAGAUUAUAAAUCAUCAAUCGAGAUAAUGUCAACGUCAUUUUGGUACCAAAUGAUAUUCGCCGGCUUGAGACAUCUGAUUAUUAAAUUUUCAGUUGAACGGACGUGAAGCGAAAUUUAUUUUUAAUUUUCGUUUUAGAAUUCGAUAGAAAAAUUAUGAAACAGCUUCGUUCGGUAGGUGGAUUAUAUUUCAACGGACGCUUCCAACCUUUUGCUUGAGUUUAUCAUUUUGUAAAUUUUCAUGUAAAUAGAAAAAAUUAUUUUAAAACUUUA